Messenger RNA from Bicyclus anynana (squinting bush brown), 4893 nucleotides. Its product is annotated as transmembrane protein 115. Gene Ontology annotation, biological process: retrograde vesicle-mediated transport, Golgi to endoplasmic reticulum. Gene Ontology annotation, cellular component: Golgi apparatus; membrane. The transcript has 4 exons. Bases 12 to 1136 code for a protein of 374 amino acids. Lineage: Eukaryota; Metazoa; Arthropoda; Insecta; Lepidoptera; Nymphalidae. The record is from RefSeq and is a predicted model, not a curated record.
UCAAGUGUGACAUGACAUCCGUCACAAAAAUGGCUGCGCUUCGAGUGUUUAGUCGUAAUAUUCCGUAUUUACGACAACAAUUUUCAGCUUUAUUAGGGAACACAUCGCCUACAGUGAAAUUUAUUUGUGUUGUAGUAGUUAUAGGGUAUAUAUUGUCAUUUUCGCAAGAUGUGGUGGACGUGCUCAGUGUUACGCCAGGAUAUUUGUUGCCUCCUUCGUUUCAAUUGUGGUCCACUUUCACGUUCUGGUUUCUUGAGAUACAUUUGUGGGAGGUGAUUAUAGAUAUCGUGACGGUUGGUUUGUGUGGAAAGUUGAUAGAGCCGUUAUGGGGUCAAAUGGAAAUGAUGAAGUUCUUCUUCCUGACGAACAUUGGUGUUGCAUUUCUAACGACAUUUUAUUACUUGGUGAUAUACGCUUGGACACAGGACACGACGCUAUUAUUCGAUAUACACGUCCACGGCUUGGCCGGCUAUCUGGCGGCUGUGAGUGUGGCUGUUAAACAGAUAAUGCCAGAUCAUCUGUUAAUUAAAACACCAUUGGGUAAAUUAACAAAUAGAUCACUCCCACUUCUGAUACUCAUAGCAGCCAUCUUGCUGUGGGCUGUGGGAGCAUUGGAGGGCACAUACCCUUGCAUGUGGGGCAGUGGCACUCUGUUGUCAUGGAUAUAUCUGCGGUUCUGGCAACGACACAGCAGUGGUACUAGAGGAGACAUGGCAGACAACUUCAGUUUUGAUAAUUUCUUCCCGACGGUCCUGCAGCCGGUCGUGCGCGGCGUGGUGGGGCCGGUGCACCGCUGCUGCGUGCGCAUGGGCGUGUGCAGCCCCAGCCCGCGCCGCGUGCACCUGGCGCUCAACCCGCGCGGCGUCACCAUCACCAUGCCCGGCGUGGAGCCCCAGGACAUGGAGCGCCGUCGCCAAAUAGCCCUGAAGGCACUAAGCGAGAGAUUAUCCAAGACAUCAGAACAGACGCGCCAAAAGAACCUAUCAACCAAAGUGAACAUGGAGGCGGUGAGGAAGAUGCAGUCGCACGUCAUACCGCAGUUCCCUGCCGAGGGCGACUCCAGCGAACCCACCGCGCCGGCCGAGGCCACCCUGGUGGACAUCACAUCCGAACCGCCGCCCCCCAAGACGUCAUGAUCGUAGGCGAUUAGUUAGAUUAGUAGCACACCUAUAGAAAUCUUAAUAAUAUGGCAAUAGAAAUGGCGUAGAGUCCAAACAGUUUCCUAAGGCUGCUUGUCAACCGGAGCGAGGGAGCGUAGCGGAGAGACGGUCUAAUGCGGAGCGGAGUUGCGUACUGUAUGUCUACCGGAGCAGAGCGAGGCUGCGGAGCGGAAUUGCAGACUACGUAAAAUAAAUAAAUGUUAAAGUAGAACCGGCAUUCCUGCAUAAAUACCAAUAACAACAUCCGAUAUACCAUUAGAUAGGAUUUUUAUGUACUUUAUUAAUAAUAAGGUCAAAAGCACCUAAUUACUGUGUGAAAAAAGUUAUGGCUCAAAAAAACAACGAUAUUUUUCUUUAAAACAACUCAAAAUGGUUUAACUUUUGGUUUAGCUUUACGUCAUAACUCGGUUACUGGCAAAAAUAUCAACCUGUUCAAUAUAAAAAAUAUUAUUUCUCUAUAUUUAUAAAAAAUAUAUCCAAAAUGUUACUUUCAGUCGUAACUUGUAUGCACGAUUUAUUUUUCUUUAAAAUGAGAUCAUGUUAAAACUUGUUCACAGACUUUAUUUCAUAGGGUACUCCUAUAUUUUCAUGUAAAUAAAGUCUGAUUUUUUUUUGCCAUAAAUUUUUUCACACAGCAUUCAGGUACUUCUUGCUAUAACAAAAGUUAAAGUACAUAAAAAACCUAUCCAAUGAUAUAUCGAAUGUUGUACCCCUGUACGCUACCGGUUUUAUAUGAAUUUUUAAACUAGCUUGCAAGUCCCAGUUCACUUAAGAGGAGCUGAGAUUUUGUGCAAUCCUAUUGGUUAAUAUUUCUCCAUUUCUCGACUCCGCUGCCUCGCUCCGCUUCGGUGGAUUGACAGCCUGAUAAUUGGAGUCCUGAGUCUGAGGUUAUGAAGUAUUGAGCUUUCUUUAUUCUAAGAAAAUUUCAGUAAGAAUUCUCAGUUCGAAGUUAGGGAAAGUUAGUCGUAUUACAUUCAGUGCCUCAGAGCAUGGUCUAUCGGUCUCGGUCAUUGUUAUUAUUAUCUGGUAGUUAUCGUCAAAGAGUAUUACAUUAUCACCAAAAACCAACAACCCGCAUUAGAGCGUGGUGGGUUUAAGCACCAGAUGCCCUCCUAAAACUGCAUUGGUCCAGUUGCUAGUCCUUCCGUAUACGCCAUUUCUAUUGCUUUGACAAGUUUUCUGUGAGCACACCCCAUAUAUUUGCGUAAUUCCUAACGAAUUAGUACCUAGAAUGUGAUUACCAUUGUGUUUACUUUUAUAAUGCAGGCUGCAAACGUUCAGUUAUUUUGAUUAGAUUGUCAGUUCAACUGCGGACGGUGUAGCUUUUUUUAUAUUUUUUACAAGUUAGCCCUUGACAAUCUCACCUGAUGGUAAGUGAGGAUGCAGUCUAAGAUGGAAGCGGGCUCACUUGUUAGGAGGAGGAUGAAAAUCCACACUCCUUUUGAUUUAUACACGACAUCGUAUCGGAACGCUAAAUCGCUUGGCGGUACGUCUUUGCCGGUGGGGUGGUAACUAGCCACGGCCGAAGCCUCCCACCAGCCAAACCUGGACGAGUUUAGAAAAUCUCAAUCUGCCCAGCUGGGGAUCGAACUCAAGACCUCCUUUGUAAAUCCACCGCGCAUACCACUGCGCCACAGAGGCCGUAAAAGCCUCAUAAGCGUAAAAGGUCGUUGACAUUUUGAACUGACGGUUUGUAGCCCAAGCAAACUCAAAAUCACAUGAUUAAGUCCUCGUACUAAAGGGGUGGGAUAAGACAGUAGAGGGAAGCGAUGGUCGUUAUUAUAGUAUUUUUGUUUUUAUACCAUUUUGUAAUUUUAAGUAUGGCGCGCAUUAUAUCUGAUUACACUGCAAAUCAUUAUAUUAUGUUCGUACUGUAAUAUUGUCGGGGUACGAUUUACAACAUUAUGCAACCUAACCCUACUUAUUGACAAUAUCAUUGUGCGAGUGUGGGCAACCUAUAACUUCUGUGACCUAGUCUAUGACAAUUACUAUGUCACGUGUAUAAAGUUGAGCGGCGAAUGACUGCGAAUUUCUAGGUAGAUGCCUCAUUAGCGGGUUGGUUUUCGUCGUCGACUCGUUGCAACGGAUCACAUUGUAUGCCACACUUGCGUUGCGACGUACGCACCCAAUCGGUCUCAACAAUAUAUCGAAACUGUGAGUUGUAGCAACGGAGCUGUGGCGACGCAACAUUUUAUAGUUCGUGUGCUGUAGCACAGCGCGAGUGACAGUUCGUUUCACUCUUUAAAGUUGCGCGAUAAUGGUACGAAUUAUGAACGUCAUACAGGCUAUCACCUGCACCAUGCUACAGCGCACUAGGUAGAGCAUGUCAUUUAAAAUACAUAUAUGAAAACGACGCAGCAUCGACGCUGUGAUGUCGCAAAGCUCUAAUGGAGCAUCUCUCUUACGUGGGUAAAGUUCAUUUUUAUACUUCGAUUUAGUUGUAUUUACGUCAUUACCUUCUUUAAUUACACAAAUAAGUGUUCAAAAUUGAUGAGUCAGGGAAACUAGGAACUAGAUACAUUUAGAUGUUCAUUUAUUUUUUUCCCAAUAAUUAUAAAAUGAGAGACAUCAUUACUUAAUGCUGUUAACUUGCUCACUUUAACCCAAACAGGCCUUUUUACAAUGCCAUUUCUAUUACCUUUUUAUUAGAAUUUUUAUUCUUGUAUCUGUUCUAAGCUAGUCCACUACCAUCUCAAACUGUAUUGUCACUUAACAUCACGUGAGAUCGCAGGCUAAGUCCAAAGUAGUUGAGUAAAAAAGUUGAUGAAAACAUACAUCACAAUACGCAUUUCAUUUCAUCACGGCUCAGUACUAAAGUGUGUUUCCUUUUUAAUUUUACGAGCAGUGGCGUAACUAUACUGUGGCUUAUUUAUUAGAUACAGACCCGUAGGUACAGUUAUAAACAAAAGUGUUAGACGCGUGCUCUAUGGUUGCCCGGUACAUUAGCUGUCUUGGCCAUCCCCGGCCCAGGCCUACUCUUACAGCCCGGCAACUUACUUAUAUUUAUUAAAUCUUGAUAAUUCUACUUUAAUAAUGAAAUCAUUACUUUAUCAAAAAAAACUUUACGACAUUUUCAAUUCAUCUUUAAUUUGUCCACAACAGGGACAAGUUAAGAUCGUUGAACAUACAGCCUGAGUAAUACGAUAUUUUUUGAAGGUUUGUUUGUUCGUUUUCUUGUUUGUUAAGCUUGUUGGCAACAGAAAAAAAUAAUAAUACAGCUUUAAAUGUUACUUCGCCGAUUUGGUACACCGGCGAACAUUUUGCCUUAGAAGAGUGAUAAAAAAAACGCAUUUUUCUUCAAGAAACAUACUUUUAUCAAGCCAUUUGUUUAACCAGAUCCUUAUUUAUACAUCAUGUUAUCAUCUACAUUAUACUUUUAUUCGGGGGUAUACCUUGGGUUUUUUGGGCCGGUGGGACCUACGAAUUUAUAGGCCGCGCACUAUAGAAAAAGCCUAGAAAAUGGUCACGCUGGAAUUUUUUUUUUUUAAUAUCGGAUUAUUUCUGAACUCACAGCCUCACACGCCGGGGGUCUUUUGGACCGUUGGCCACUCUAGUUACGCCUCUGUUUGCGGUUGUGUAUUGUAAGGGGGUGUAAAUUAUACAGAAUUAUGCAUUUGUUAUGGUGCCUGACGGGCACAAUGUGAAUGAGAUGUAAAUAAUAAUAAAUAAUUAAUUAUAUUAAUAAUACAUAAAUGAUUAGUGUUAUUAUUGAAUAAAAACCCAUCAAUUAAAA